This is a messenger RNA of Chelmon rostratus (copperband butterflyfish), 6147 nucleotides long. It is a transcript of the gene glceb, whose product is annotated as glucuronic acid epimerase b. Lineage: Eukaryota; Metazoa; Chordata; Actinopteri; Chaetodontiformes; Chaetodontidae. The transcript is spliced from 6 exons. Gene Ontology annotation, molecular function: heparosan-N-sulfate-glucuronate 5-epimerase activity. Gene Ontology annotation, biological process: heparan sulfate proteoglycan biosynthetic process. The record is from RefSeq and is a predicted model, not a curated record. Gene Ontology annotation, cellular component: Golgi apparatus. The coding region runs from base 282 to 2069 and encodes 595 amino acids.
GAAGCAGCGUACUCAGCCACUCUCGUUGGCUGAGCCGCUACAGAGCCUGAGGUAAAACAGGACUCUUUUAAACUAACCGACCAACCGAAAACAACUAUUACCGGUGUCCGCGAACAAACUCCGGCUCUGCACGACACGUUUAAUCCUUCAGGUGCUGUGAGGCAACUGUUAGCAGAAAGGACCUGAAGAACCAGCUGUGGAAAGACUCCGCGGUGAAAGUCAACAGGAUGUCCAGCCAGUUGGCCGUUUCUUUGUGAAUGGAUUAGAGGCAAGUUGUGACCAUGCGCUGCCUGGCUGCUCGGGUGAACUACAAGACCCUCAUCGUUAUCUGCGCCCUCUUCACACUCAUCACUGUGUUGCUAUGGAACCGCUGCUCCAGCGACACCUCCCUGCGCUUCCUGCCCCGUGCUGCCUUGGUGGCUCCAAGUCCCAAGGUGGGGGAUGCAAGCAUCAGCAGCCAGCAGCACCCCCCACAACCUCCAGAGCCCCCGCCUGUUGUUGGGGUUGCCAGCGGGAUCAAGUAUGAAGAAAUCGACUGCCUGAUCAAUGACGAAUCUACUAUCAAAGGCCGUCGAGAGGGGGGAGAGAUCUACCUGCCCUUCAGCUGGAUGGAAAAAUACUUUGAGGUGUACGGCAAAGUGGUGCAGUACGACGGCUACGAUCGGUUUGAGUUCCAGCACAGCUACUCAAAGGUUUAUGCACAGCGUGAGCCCUACCACCCCGACGGGGUCUUCAUGUCAUUUGAGGGAUACAAUGUGGAAGUCCGUGAUCGUGUCAAGUGUAUAAGUGGGGUGGAAGGCGUGCCUCUGUCCACCCAGUGGGGCCCUCAGGGCUACUUCUACGCCAUCCAGAUUGCUCAGUAUGGCCUGAGCCAUUACAGCAAAAACCUGACCGAGCGCCCUCCCCACGUAGAGGUCUACGACACAGCCGAGGAGAGAGACAGCCGGGCCAGCUCAGCGCCCUGGAGUGUGCCGAAAGGUUGCAGUCUCAGCCGCGUGCACGACAAGUCCCGAGCUACCUCCGUGCGUCAGUUCAGUGCUCCAGAGUCCUCAGAAGGCGUGUCCCUCCAGCUGGGCAACUCCAAAGACUUCAUCCUCAGCCUGGACGUCAAGUUCGUCUCCAACGGCAGUGUGUCCGUAGUCCUGGAAACCACAGAGAAGGGUCCGCCCUUCACCAUCCACUACGUGACCAACACGCAGCUCAUCGCCUUCAAAGACCGCGACAUCACCUACGGCGUCGGUUCACGGACCGCCUGGAGCACUCUGACCCGAGACCUGCUCACCGACCUCAGGAAGGGCGUCGGUCUGUCCAACACCAAGGCUGUGAAGGCCACAAAGAUCAUGCCCAGGCGGGUGGUGCGACUCGUCCUACAUGGGCGUGGCUUUGUUGACAACGUUACUAUCUCCACCACUGCCCACAUGGCCGCCUUCUUUGCCGCCAGCGACUGGCUGCUUCGCAACCAGGACGAACGGGGUGGCUGGCCCAUCAUGGUCACCCGUAAACUGGGCGAAGGCUUCCGGCCUCUGGAGCCCGGCUGGUACUCGGCCAUGGCUCAGGGCCAGGCCAUGUCCACCCUGGUGAGAGCCUACCUCCUCACCAAGGACCAGGCUUACCUCAACGCUGCCCUCAAGGCAGUAGGACCCUACAAGGUGCCUUCAGCGCAGCACGGGGUCAAAGCCGUGUUCAUGAACAAAUACGACUGGUAUGAAGAAUACCCCACCACGCCCAGCUCCUUUGUUCUCAACGGUUUCAUCUACUCCCUGCUGGGACUCUUUGACUUGACUGAGACCGCCGGAGAGAAGCUCGGCAGGGAGGCCGGGCAGCUGUUCAGCCGUGGCAUGGAGUCGCUGAAGGCCAUGCUGCCGCUCUUUGACACCGGGUCCGGGAGCAUCUACGACCUGCGCCACUUCAUGCUGGGCACCGCGCCCAACCUGGCCCGCUGGGACUAUCACACCACGCACAUUAACCAGCUGCAGCUGGUGGCAUCCAUAGACAGCUCUCCCAUCUUCAAGGAUGUGGUCAAGCGCUGGAAAAACUACUUAAAAGGGAUCCGUGCCAAGCACAACUAGACGAGCAGUAACCCACGUAUAGAAUACAGCUGAGCUGACGACUGAACGCUUGAUUAUCCUUCAUGUGUGAGACCUUGAUGACUGAAUGUGAGGCGGAUGCUCACAUUGUGUGUGUGUGUAUGUGUGUGUGUGUGUGUGUGUGUGUGUGUGUGUCUGUGUGUCUGUGUGUGUGUCUGUGUGUGUGUGUCUGUGUGUGUGUGUCUGUGUGUCUGUGUGCGUCCCAGUCCUGGUCGAGGUUCAUUAUCUAAAGUAUGAGUUUAUUGAGCUGCAGCUCUCAACACUAAACGUUUCUCGUGUGCUCUGUUGCAGGUUUUAUAUUUUCUGCAGCACUGACUGUAGCUCUCCUCGCCUGUUUUUUCCUUGAGCUAGUGUUUGUAAUUAUGCACAGACCUAGUUUCAGAGAGGUGCGUGUGUGUGUGCGCGCGCGUGUGUGUGUUUAAAGUGACAAUAUAUGAUGUUAGAGAAUUGAAUUGUGAAACUAAACUACAUUCGUCGAUGCAUCCACCACAAGUCUCUUCUCCGGUUGUAUUUUUUUUUACCAUUUUAGCCAGAUUUGCAAACUUUAUUGACACAAAUAAACUGUAAAAAGAAGUAGAAUAUAUUAUAAAUUAUUUUGAGAAGAAUGCUACCAAAAAUAUACUUUUAUCAAUAUAAAGUACAAUAUAAACAUUCUUGAUUUUAUUUCUCCGCUGCCACUUUUUUUCCCCCACAAUCCUCAAAACCUUCAAGUUUGAAAUCGAGGCGAUUUUUUUAAGUGGACCAUAUUGAAGAUGUUAGGUGAGGUUAAUUAAUUUGGCUGCUGAAGAGUCACACGCUUAAUGCUUCCAAACCGCCAGCUUCCACUUCUUUUCUGAGGCCCUGAAACACAGUAAAAUAGUCACAAAUUAUUUUGGGGGGGAUUAUAUUGUUAUGUCUUUAUUGGGCUUAACUCCUUUAAAUAUUUUUUUCUUAUAAUAAAUAUUAAGUCGUGGAUUAGUCUGUCAGGCCGCUUGAAAUUAGCUCUGAGGAAUAAACACCUCAAACCAUCAUGUUUGAUGUUCCGUGGUUAAGCCGGCUCCACUACCAGAGGCUCUCUGUGCUUCCUACCCACAAUUCCACUGUGUUCGGCUCCUGUGCAGACGCACGUGGUCUGACUUACACCUGUGUUUCAGUUGAGACACGGAAGACUGCAGGUAGCACGCCGCCACAUUCCCUGAGAUAAACCCAUCAGGCCCACAGCAAUCUUUAAAAACAUCCAGAUUAAUAAUUCAUCCUAAUUAGCCGUCCGCGCUGAAGCUUGUCUAAUGCUGGUACCUUUAUGUGAAGUUUGAGGUCCAGUAGAUCUGUGCCAGCGUUCUCAGCUGCAACCAAAACCCACUGAAGUCUGUCGGCCGGUCGCAGAAAAACUUAAUAAUUCACGUGCCGGUGCAGACAGCUACAAAAAGUCGUGCAACAUUUCGAGUUCAGCUCAGUUUGUAGAGCGUAAAUUUUCCACAUCAGAGAUCCUGGAUUGUCUCCUGAUCCAGUCAGCGUCGCCUUGUUCUUCACAUUCGCUCAGUUUGGAUGAAGCUGGAAAACAGAUUCAGAUUCUGACUGACAUGCAUUUAACUUGUUCAUGAGCGUGAUCACUUGAUCCCAGUGUGCAGACUAUACCGCACAUGUGAGACGCCUCUCAUAGUAAAUCAUUUCUUCAGAUCUUUGCGACUAUUCUGACAAGGAACUACAGAUUAGAAUAGAGUUUUGAUUAAAGUUGAUUAAUGUGCUCGCCCCUAAUAAAUAAGACACAAAAGCUUCGUGCAGAUCAGUCUGAAUAGUCCCUGCAGCGUCAUUGUAAGCUCCUCUCAGCCAAUGUACACAGGACACUUUUUAAACCAAUGCUCAGACGAGUCCCUGAACUUUCCAUUGUUAAAAUCUUUAAAAACCUUUAUGUGGUCUGAACACCAGCGCCAUUAGUUGUAGCUACAUUUUAUGCCCUUUUGACCUUUUUUUUUAGAUUGUUACUUGCUUGGAAACUCGUCUGAAAAGCCCUUCUUCUAUGACUCGUACUUGCAGAUGAUAAUUGCAGGAUACAAGUGUAGGUGGUGUAGAUGUAUGUGUUGUGUAUUCGGGUGGAUAGAUGUGUGGGCAGCAGACGCUUCACUGUCAAUUUACAACAUUUAAAUAGACAAUGCCAGGAGUGCUGAAGGUCGAGGUAAAUUCUUGACAAACAUAAAGAGGCUGUCAGUCCCAGCAGGCUCUCGCUGCUCCUCUCAGCUGUCGCGGGUGCAUGAACUCAGCGUUUUUAAUCUCAGCGCUGCCCUGUUGACCGCUGUACGAGGAGAAACCGGCUCGCCAAGACACUCACAAUUCACCCGGCUAAUAGGCUGGAGAGCCUGCACGCAGUACAGUCGCUAGUCGGGGAUGAGUCAGCACUCACUCACAAAGAAAACAAAGUGGAGCCCUCAGCAUUAAUGAGGCUUUCAUCGAUCUGCUUUAAAGAUUAUUAAUGGGACGCGGGAGAAUCGCGCUGCUUUGUUCUUCUGAAGGUGUCGGUGGUCAUCUUCAGAAAACUGGCUUUGAACUUUGAACUUUGCGAUGAAAAACCUUUUUCCCACGCAGUCCGCUUUCAAAGCUGCGAGCUUUUAAGGCCAAAUCAAAAGAAGUACAUCUUCCCGACCUCACGGCGUCAUCCGUAACUCAACUUCUUGCAUCCAGAAACUAAGUGAGUAUUUAGAGCAGAGUGCUGGGGGCAACUUCAGAAAGAUUUGGAGAAAAGAAAUAGAAUAUUUUAAGAGUAAAAUCAGAAUAUUAAGAUUUAUAAGAGAAGCGAGGAAAAGUCCAAACUGUGCAGUACAGUACGUGUUGUGUUAUUACACUGUUUUGUACAGUUGGAGGAAAAGAUGCAGCAGUCACAUGUGAUCCACCCUCCCAGCUUUUUGUCCUCGUAGCAACCUCCCCAUAAAAUAUGACUUUAUUCUGAUAAUGACUUUGUUUUUCUUGUAACAUUGCAACUUUUUUUUCUCAAAAUAUGACCUUUUUUAAAGAAUAUAUUUUGACUUUAUUCUUGAAAUGUUAGCGUUUUUUCAAAGCAGUGGCCCCAGUCCUCCGUCUUAGAGGUUUAUCCUGUGGAUUUUGUUUUUUUUUUUGUUGAAAGAGAAAAUGUUUUCCCAGAGAAGAGGUGUGAGUGCACUUUUUUUUCGGAUGCUUGCUGAUCUUUGCUUUGCUCAUUUUCCUGGUGGCAUUUCCUCCCCAUGAACACGUGCGUGAACCAGACUUUGCCGUGUUGACAGGACACGUAGGAAUAUGUAGUUUAAAGGGAACAUUCAGGACUGGAAGUUUUAUGUCCAUUUUGUUUAUACCAAAGUCAUCGAUUCAAGUAUAUUUGAAUUUGUAUAUUUUUGUGCGAACCGAUCUCCAUUCAGCAUUUAAUGACGUCAGGUCUCCUCGGAGACGCCACAGAGAGACACUGCCUUUUGGGAAAUGCUAGUUUUUCAAAUGUAGGGUGAAUAGCUAAUAGCAAAAAUAAGAUGUGUAAAACUUGCUUAUCGUGAAGGGGAUGUGUGCAACUAGAGAUUAGCAUUUAGUCAGCUACUGUUCUGAAGGCAAAUGGGCCAAUAGCUGCAAAUUCUCCUGCUUUUUCCUUCUUUUUUUUGUUUGUUUUGGAGCGUGCGCUCGUACCAUUUCGUCAUUUGUUGGAAUGAUUUGCAGAGUGAGGUGUUUUGCUAGUUAGACAAAAGCACAACUGCCGUUUGUUGUCACAUCUUUUCGGUUGUAUUUUCUUUUCAACGCCUUCAUUUAAUGAAGCUGCUAUUAUUGUUCACUGUGUUACAGGUAUGAGAACUUCUUUUCUCUCAUCUUAGUGGUAUUUUUUUUUUCUAUUUUCCACACUAUUCAUGAAAGACUUCAGCAUAUGACCACUGAGGUCAAAUGUGAUUUAUGCAAUAAAAUGUUUACUGGGGUUGUGACACCACAGGAAACCCAGAGCGGUUGUACAGACUUUGCAAUCAAAGCACAAUGUGCAAAUGCUACCAUUUUUUAGUCCAAGGAAGAGAGUUGUUUAUAUACAGAGUAAAUCUUUGUGCUUUAAAAAUUUUGCUUUUUAAAGGUGUAAAAAAAAAAA